Diabrotica virgifera virgifera (western corn rootworm) is the source of this 2794-nucleotide messenger RNA. RefSeq lists its product as uncharacterized. The record is from RefSeq and is a predicted model, not a curated record. The coding region runs from base 8 to 2572 and encodes 854 amino acids. NCBI's taxonomy places the organism in Eukaryota, Metazoa, Arthropoda, Insecta, Coleoptera, Chrysomelidae. The transcript has 2 exons.
CAUAAAAAUGCCACAAGGAAAUAGCUUCAGAACAACAUUAAGAAACCGGUAUGGGCCUAUCGUGUGUCAAAAUUUUAGGAAAUUGGAAACCUUCUACGAGAAACUGGCACAUUGUCAAAAUUCAAUAAAAUUUUUAAGAAGAUGUAGAAAUAACAACAUAAUACCAAAGGGCUUGAGGUUACGGCCAGCAUACUCAAGCAGAAGACUCCAAAAUAUUCUACAUAGAGCCAGUUUGUCGAUGAUCCGGGAAAGGUUGCAAUUUCACAGGUCAAAUUUAUUUUUUAUCGAACAAGACAUCGUAAGUAUUGAAGAUUUACUUUUCGGAAUGAUAUCAAAUUCUGAUUUUGAUCGAAUUAUUUUUAGUUUACAUAUAAUUUAUGAAAAUUCAUAUCAGAAACAAAGAAAUAUACAUUUAAAUAAAUUUAAUAAUCUUUUAGAACAAAAUAGUUUACAUACUUUUGAUAACCUAAAUAGAAAUAAUGACAUAUUAACGACAGUUGUCAAUCUAUCAAAUAGACAUUUAAAUGCAACGGAAAAUUUGGUAUUGUCAAAAGGUUUAAACUAUGCUGUUACUCAUCCAUCUAUUCCAAAAUUAGACAUAAUCAGCUCAGUGGAGAAAAUAUCCCAGUGUCUACCAACUCAUGAAAAAGAACAAUAUAGGGUACUAUGUAAACUUGAAUUGGAAAAGUCUAAUCAAAUUGAACAGAACAUCAGCAAAGAGGAAAUGAAGGCUUUAAAAACUUUAAGAAAUGAUGACUCCAUAACAAUCCUACCAGCGGAUAAAGGCAAUGCAACUGUAAUAAUGAAUAAAAUACAAUAUGAGGAUAAAAUUACAGAUCUAAUUACAAAUGGACCUUAUAGCAAAUUAACGAAGGAUCCAACGAAGACACUGGAAAACAAAAUAUAUAGAGCUUUAUUCAAAUUUAAAAAUGAUCUAACAUACUAUCAAAGAAAAUUAAUGACACCUCACUACAGUAAGACACCACAUUUUUAUGGAGUGCCGAAAAUUCAUAAAGCGAACAUACCACUUAGACCCAUUUGUAGUACCAUCAAUUCUCCUUGUAGUGAACUAUCAAAAUUCUUAUUAAACAUUCUAAAACCAUUUGCUAAUAAUGAUGACACUUUUAUAAAAAAUACAAAACAUUUUUUAAACAAAUUAUCAACUAUUGAAUUUAAUCAAAAUAAUAUUUUAGUAAGUUUUGACAUAAACAGUUUAUUUACAAAUGUACCAUUAGAUAAAACUUUAAACAUAAUCAAAACGAAAUUAGAGAAUGAUAAUACAUUGGCAACUAGGACAAGACUAAAUGUAUCAGCUAUAAUGGAGUUAUUGACAUUAUGUACCCAUAAUACCUAUUUUCAACUAAACAAUGAAUUCUAUAAACAAAAUUUUGGUCUAGCAAUGGGCUCUUCUUUAUCUCCAUUAUUGGCUAAUAUAUUUAUGGAGGAUUUCGAAAAUAAUAUUAUUUCUAAACAAAAUUUAAAACCCACAGUAUGGUGGAGAUAUGUAGAUGAUGUGUUUUCAAUAUGGCCUCAUGGAUCAGAAUUGUUGGAUACAUUCCUGAAUAUUAUAAACGAUCAAGAAGAGACAAUAAAAUUUACAAUGGAAAAGGAAUACAAUAACAGCCUACCUUUCCUCGAUGUUUUGAUCUCAAAGAAGGAUAUUGGAUAUGAGACUCAAGUGUAUAGAAAACCAACACACACCAACAGAUAUCUCAAUUACAAGUCAAAUCACAACAUCAACGUUAAAAAGGGAAUCAUUAAAUCCUUAUAUGAUAGAGCCAAAAUUACUUGUUCUAACGAAAAUUCCUUUUUAGCAGAAAAACAAUUGUUAACAUCUGUUUUAUUAAAAAAUGAUUAUCCUUUAUCGUUUAUAAAUAAGGAAUUGUCAAGAUUGGAUCGAAUGGAACAGAACAACUUAGAACGGGAUCCUACAACAUUCACCAGAAAUAAUACGAGGAAAAUAUCAAUACCAUAUAUAAAAGGACUAUCCGAGAAACUUAAAACAAUAGGAAAUAAAUUCAACAUUUCAACAACAUUCAAAACAACAAACACAUUGAGAUCUAUUCUAUCUAAAACUAAACCUAACAAUGAUCAAGAAAGAACAAAAAAUUGCAUUUAUAAAAUACCUUGUGAAUGCGAACAAUUUUAUUUAGGUGAGACAUCAAGACCAUUAGACGUUAGAAUAAGUGAACAUCAAUCUUAUAUUAAAAAUAGAGAAUUUGAGAGAUCUCAAAUAUGUCAACACGCAUGGGAUAAUGAACAUAGAGUUCAGUGGAGAGAUUCAAGUAUAGUCCUGAAAGAAUCAGAUAGUAAAAAGAGAAAAAUCAAAGAAGCGGCUCUAAUUAUGCUAAAUGAAACCAAUUGUGUCGCAAAUUCCUCGGUAGAAUGCAGUAGGAUGUGGUUACCCAUACUGAAAGAGGAAGUCAAUAGAAAGAAAAUACCAAGAUUAUUUUUGGGAAUAAAAAUCACUUUUCUCCCUUCGGGAGCCUCAAGCAUCCUCCGUCGCCGACGAUACAACCAAGAGGACCAUAUAAUGACCAUCUAUACUGCAACGACCAACCAACAUCCAUAGGCCGGGUGGAAUGCAACAUUUAGAAUCUCAGAGCGACUUUCAGAAACAGCAGUACCAUUCGACAUCAAGGAGUUACAAUCGAACCAAUACCAAAAGCCAUAAGUAUAAUCCAAGAAUUGUUAGUUUUUGGCAAGAAUCUGAAUAUAUAUUAUGUUAUUGAAUGUAAAUUAUAUUUUAUUAUAUUUAUAUCUUUAUUGAGGAAUAAACAUGAUUAGUUAAAUA